Messenger RNA from Chironomus riparius, 853 nucleotides. The record is from the annotation of a GenBank genome assembly. NCBI's taxonomy places the organism in Eukaryota, Metazoa, Arthropoda, Insecta, Diptera, Chironomidae.
CUGUGAUGUUGUUCUGGACCAAAAUGAAUCUAUUUUCAACUAUUUUUAUUCUUUUAAUACUUACAACCUUUACUACAAAUAUUAAAAUAGCCUGCAAAUAUGAUUAUUACAACAAAUGGAUGCUAAACGUUCAAUCUAAUUUCUCAGCUCAGCAUAAACAGUUUAUUUACGAAUGUAUGGUCACCGAUAUUAAAAUAAUAAAUAAGCAUGAACGUGAAGUGUCGAAUGUUUCUGGUAUUCAUGAUCAAAAUAUGACAAAUGAAAAUGUGAAAAGUUUUAGUAUUGGUAAUCGAGUCAUGCAUUUUAUGCCUAAUAAUGUGGAAAAAUUCUUCACAAACUUGAUCGUUCUCGACGUUUAUGCAACGAGAUUGCAGGAAAUUCAUAAAAAAGAUUUGGAACCUUUUCCAGAUUUAAAAUUCUUAAGUUUAACAAACAAUGAACUAAAAACAAUCAAUUUUGAUCUUUUUGUUUACAAUCCAAAUCUUGAAGUAUUGUUGCUGACAGGAAAUAGAAUUGAAAUUGUUAACGAUGCAUUUGAAUUUCUCUCAAAUCUACAAUAUUUAUCAUUUAGAAACAAUUUGUGUAAAUCUGGUGAGGCCAAAAAUAACCGAAAUGAAGUAAUUGCCUUGAUUGAAGAUAUCCAUACAAACUGUGAAAUAGAUUAUGAGAAGGCUUUUGGACAAUGCAAAAGUGUCCUCAAAAUGAUUCAAAAUAAACAAAACGAGGCAGAAACAUUGAUUUUUGGAAGCCCACUGAUGAACAAUGGUCUAACAUAUUUAUCCAACAGUUCCAUUUACAUAGCAUUUGUUGCAAUUGUCUUAAAUCUUUGGAUUUAGAAAUUAAGUUUAUAUCA